Brienomyrus brachyistius is the source of this 2359-nucleotide messenger RNA. Its product is annotated as secretory carrier-associated membrane protein 2-like. The record is from RefSeq and is a predicted model, not a curated record. The transcript is spliced from 9 exons. Gene Ontology annotation, biological process: protein transport. Bases 141 to 1124 code for a protein of 327 amino acids. Gene Ontology annotation, cellular component: recycling endosome membrane; trans-Golgi network membrane. NCBI's taxonomy places the organism in Eukaryota, Metazoa, Chordata, Actinopteri, Osteoglossiformes, Mormyridae.
GGGAACGCGAAACAAGUUGAACCACAGAUUAGCGUGCGCGGCCGUCCGCGUUCCCGUCUGACCACGCGCGCCCUAGGUACGAGCGCGAGCGCGCUGCUGCGUUUGUCUUCGCUGGGCUAAGCGGCGGCGUCCAGGUCGAAAUGUCGGAACUGAUCGGCGGCAUCGAGCCGGAGCCGGCGGAUGUUAAUCCGUUUCAGGAUCCCUCAGUAACGCAGGUGACUAGCACUGGUGUGGACCGGCUGGAGGAAUUUAAUCCUUUCACAGAGAACACAAUGUCGGCCAGCCAAUUGGGGAUCACUGUCCCCGCCUCUGCGCCAGCUGUUCUGCAGCCGUCUGUGGAGCCCAGCCCGCAGGCCACUGCAGCAGCCGGCCAGGCCAACCUGCUCCGCCAGCAGGAGGAGCUGGAGAGGAAGGCAGCUGAGUUGGAGCGAAAGGAGCAGGAAUUACGGAGCCGUGCUGCCACAACGGGCAAAGAAAACAACUGGCCUCCCCUGCCGAAGAGCUUCCCAAUCAAGCCUUGCUUCUACCAGGAUUUUUCAGCAGAAAUCCCCACUGAGCACCAGAGAAUUUGCAAGAUGAUGUAUUACCUUUGGAUGUUUCACUGUGUGACUCUCUUCCUGAACCUGCUGGCGUGCCUGGCAUACUUCACAGUGGACAGUUCCUACGGAGCUGACUUUGGCCUGGCGAUCGUCUGGUUCAUCCUCUUCGCUCCCUGCUCCUUCCUCUGCUGGUACAGGCCCAUCUACAAGGCCUUCAGGUCUGACAGCUCCGUCCAUUUCUUCUUGUUCUUCUUCAUCUUCUUCUUCCAAAUAAUAGUGUUUGUCAUCCAGGCGGUGGGCAUCCCCAAGUGGGGCAACAGCGGAUGGAUUAGUGCCAUUUCCACGGUUGGCAGAAGCCCUCCUGUCGCAGUCAUCAUGAUGGUGGUGGCUGGAUUCUUCACUGCCUGUGCUGUUCUCUCCUUCGUCCUGCUGAAACUGGUGCACUCGCACUACCGCCGAACCGGUGCCAGCUUCCAGAGAGCCCAGCAGGAGUUCUCCCAGGGCGUCCUCACCAGCAGAACCUUCCAGACUGCUGCCGCUUCUGCCGCCUCCUCUGCUGCUCAGGGUGCCUUUCAGGGAAAUUAGAAAGCAGACCCACCGCUAUCCUGACUCACGAUGUCUCCAACACCCUAGGUCCUUGUUACAGAGGUUCAUUAUGGCUCGCUGUCCUUGAUGCCACACUUGUAGUUGCCUAGUAGACUGGCUGCCAUUGGAAAGAAUAGACACCAGAGGGCGCUGGUGCUUUCAUAGAAAGGCCUCAUGGUUUUAUUAUUUUUUUUCCAGCCUUAGUUCCUAAACUGCAUAAGCCACACAGUUUGACGGGUUUAUUUAGAAGGACAGGUGGACAAGGCGAGUUGAACAGCUCUAUUUGUACAGCGAUUCUCUUGAGUUUAGAUGACUGUAUUAUAAUGCAUGUGCUUCCUUUGGGCUAAUUUAAAAAUUUGAUCACUACUCCAACACAGGAAUCAUGUUGACCAUAUUUACAUUGUGUUCCUUAUUACAAAGCCCUCAAAAUGUCAAAUAAGGGACUGACUGGAAAAAUCAUUUCGUAUUCUGAAAGGUCCAUAAGUAAUGAUUUAGGACCCUAGUGCAGAUUUUCUUCUAGGGGGAUUUUAAUGUAAGGUUUCCAUGUCGGCUUUAUUCUUUUUUCCACGCUAUUAAUCAGGUCUUCUUAACAGGCUUUCUUCUAGAAACCAAGGUCUGUUAUUUGAUAAGGCUUAUUUUAUUUAUAAUUUGUUUUAUGACUAUUGCUAGUCCAUUGUUCACCUCAUGUCCGGCUCAUGCUUGUGAAGGCAACAGAAUUUAAAUCAUGACAGGACUUUUCAGGUUUUAUUUCAGCCUCUAAAUCAGUGUUUCCCAACCCAGCCUUCGGGGUCCCCCAGACAGUCCACCUUUCUGUACCAGGAGCUGGGAGGGAGCAAAAAUGUGAGCUGUUGAGGGGGUCCCUGAGGUCCGGGUUUGAACACACUGCUCUAAAUGAUCAUUGAUCAAGGCUCAUUUAAAUUUCAUAAAACCCACAACAUUUUAAGUGUGUUACAUACAUUGUUUCUGAAGUGAUUUAUGUCUGAUUUAAAAAAAAAAAAAAUGGAAAUAAUUUAAGUGCCAGACUGUUUCAGUGCUAUGCCAAGAUUAAUCUUUUCUAAAAUGUCUUUCUUAAUUGAAAUUAAAUUAUCUGCUACCUUAAUCAUUAAUGUAUUAGUGAAUUGCCUGGUAUUCCUUAUUAAUAAAACUAUUUUUAUAAGGAAAUGCUUCUUGUUCCCAAAACCUGUCUAAAAUGAUCUUAUCCGGAAAUAAAAGAAAAGCUGGAGUUCAUAUGGAAA